Trichomonas vaginalis G3 is the source of this 1303-nucleotide messenger RNA. RefSeq lists its product as uncharacterized. NCBI's taxonomy places the organism in Eukaryota, Parabasalia, Trichomonadida, Trichomonadidae. The record is from RefSeq and is a predicted model, not a curated record. The annotation marks the transcript as partial. The transcript has a single exon.
AUGCCCCCGUAUAGAAUGGACAGAAGGUCUGCUAGAAUAAAAGCAGAGUUAGAAAGAUAUGGUUGGAGAGUUUCAAAGAAGUUUAAAUAUAGGAAGGGAAGACCCAUAAAAGUCUAUGACAAACUAUCUGGUCUUCGCUAUGAAAUGGACUUAGAAACAGCACGCGCAAAUUAUCCAAACAGACUAGAGAGGUUAGAAGAAGAACGGCUUAUGGACAUGCCUUUCGAUGUUAAUGAACCUCAAGUUGAAGGACACGACGGCUUUGCCAGAUUCUACUGGAAACAUGACGAACAAUUGCAUCCUUUGAGAAGGAAAAAAGGAAAAGGUGAAGACGCACAUGCUCCCAUGGAAAGAACAAGAUAUGCAUAUGAGAAGUACCGUGAAGUUAGAAGUAAAAUUACAUCUGGUCGAACCUUUACAGUAAACUUUGACGAAGGAAAGAACAAAGAAGGCUUCAUGGGAGUACUUGCUGCAAUUCAAGACGGAAAUAAGAAAGGAUACAAUCUCAGAUUGACCGUAACAGAUUUAGAUGGUCAUAUAUACUAUGCACAUGGCAAUGUCACAACAGCCGCACAACUUCUUGACGCUUUCAAGACUACAAAGAGAGAACAAAUGGUUGACUCCGACUCAGAUAUUUUGAAUGCAAUUGAAGGAAUUGCAAGCGUGAAGUUCGAAUGGUACCAACCUAACCCUCAAGCAGUCAGACAACAUGCUGGAUACUUCCCCUUCAGAAAUAAGUCUGACAUUAACUUAACAAGGUAUGGAAUUUACAAUUCAAUUGAAACAAUUGUCAAUGAACCUUGUAUUCUUACAUGUCUCAGGAACUCUGGUCUUGUUACAGAUGAGAAGAUGAAGUAUCUUGAGUCAUGUGUGAAAACAAGGUACAUUCUCAGAAGUCAAUUGACAAAAAUUGCACCGUUGGCAAAUGUGAAUAUCCGAGUUAACAUUCCGACUGAGAAAGGUUCUUCACAUGACGACUAUGUUGUUGACUUCAAAUUGCCAUGGUUGAAGAUUGUACUUGUCCACAACCACUUCAUGUUGAACGAAAGUCUUACAAACCCAUUGUUCGGAAAAGGUAAGUGCAACAUUGUCAGAGCUGUUAACAUUCUUUUCGAGAAAGGCUUGUUGGAACCAAUUCCAGAUGACAAGCUGACAGAAACUUUUGUACCAAAAGACGAAACAAACUUUUCAUUGGUAAGACCAAAAGUUGUUCCGGACAAAGUUAUAGCACAAAAGAAGUACACAGCUCCAAAAGGAGUUGGAUUGUUCGGAUACCAACCUGAACCAGAAGAACUUCCAAUGA